Effrenium voratum is the source of this 1335-nucleotide messenger RNA. NCBI's taxonomy places the organism in Eukaryota, Dinophyceae, Suessiales, Symbiodiniaceae. The record is from the annotation of a GenBank genome assembly.
AUAUUGCCUGCUUGCAGCUAGAUGACAGCCGCGUGCAUUUUAGCCCGGAACCGGUCAUGCGCGUCAGAUAGACAGAAAGGUUGCACGCUGCAGUAAGUUUCACUACUUCCUAUUGAGAUGAGAUGACAUCAUGGAAUGCGGCGCUGCGACUGAGCGUUGAUGAGACUAUUUGCAGCUCUUCUGGUUGGGGCUGCCUCCGACUGCAGCCAUUGGAAACACCAGGAGCAGGUGUGGAGCUCCUUGGCGCCUGCGGCACAGCACGGGCCUGUCACGCUGCAGAACGUGAGCGAGCUAUCCUCUGCUGUUAAAAAGCUCAACGGCUGGCAACUCUACUUCUCUGAAGUUGCAAUCAUUGAUGGGGGCAUUUGGCUGCGACAAACCGGAGUUCGCAUGGGUGGUUGGCUGGCUGCCACUCUGAGACUUGUUCGGGAGGUAGCCUCGUCCGUGCCGAAUGUCCUUUUCGUUCUGUCCGUGCACGAUGAAGCUCACUUGGAGCGAACGCGCUUUAAGCCACUGCCGCUUCUGUCGGCGUUGACGACUGCGGCACAUUGGGACAUCCCGGUGCCAGGCCAGACCUGGUUCGAGACCUCGGGGGGCGUGUCUUCUCAAGGAGCCGACCAAGACUUUGGGCUUUGGGAGUCCAAGCAGUGGCAAAAGCAGCUUGAGACGAAGUAUCCCUGGGAGAACCGCACCCAGCGGGCCUUCUUCCGGGGUCAUGAUUGGAGUGCCUCGAAUGCCUUCACCGAGCUGUUGCCUACGAGACCUGCAGAGCAUUGCAUCAAGCAGCAUGACAUAUCGAUGUCCUUUGGAUACCGAAGAUGGUACGCGGAGCUGUCGCACGGUCCGCUGAAGGACGUUCUGGAUGUUGGCCUCACUGGCGCGCCAGAUUUUGUGAAAGCGCAGAACCCACAACAGGUGUAUGUAAGGCCUGUGCCGCUUCCGGAUCAUGCCAAGCACAAGUACUUGCUGCACUUGGAUGGGACAGCAGCCAGCAACCGACUCUUGAAGCUGCUCCUCAUGGGCUCAGUGGUCUUGAAGCAGGAUUCAAUCUAUGAGGAGUACUUCUACAAGGAUCUGAAGCCUUGGGUGCACUUUGUGCCCAUCGCAAGGGACCGUUGCAGCACUGACAAUCUGACAGCCACGGUGCAAUGGCUGCGAGAACAUGACAAGGAUGCCAAGCGCAUCGCCAAGGCAGGGCAGCGCUACGCGAGCCAACAUCUCUCCAGGGCGCCAGCUGCGUGCUACUGGCAGAGAGUGUUGAGCAGCUAUGCGGCUUUGCAAGCCUUCGACCCUCGCUUGCUGAACCUCUCUGAGUGGUGGCAGUGGCGGACGUGA